Molecule: messenger RNA, 1407 nt
Organism: Oryza brachyantha (malo sina)
Lineage: Eukaryota; Viridiplantae; Streptophyta; Magnoliopsida; Poales; Poaceae
Product: protein THYLAKOID ASSEMBLY 8-like, chloroplastic
Exons: 2
Coding region: 69-866 (265 amino acids)
Molecular function (GO): protein binding
Source: RefSeq, a predicted model, not a curated record
UAAACCCAACCAAACAACCCGCAAACAGAGCCGACCAGAGGAGGGUUUUGCUUGCCUUUGCCCCCGCCAUGGCCGCGGCCUCUCGGCCUCUCCUCGGGCCCCGCCGCCUCCACCUACACCUCCUCCUCCUCCGCUCCUCCAGGGUCCUCCCUAUCCCCCCCUCGUCCUGCUCCUCGUCGACCCAUGGGCUCCUGACGAGGCCCUCGGUGUGGCCGCCGCCGCCGCCGCCUUACCCCGGAGGAGGCGAGUGGCGGCGCGCGUUCCACGACGGGCGGCCGCGCGGCCCGCUGUGGCGGAGCAAGAAGCUGAUCGGGAAGGAGGCCCUGUUCGCGAUCCAGGGCCUGAAGCGGUUCAAGGGGGACGAGGAGAGGCUUGCGGAGUUCGUGAGGCGCCACGUGGCGCGGCUGCUCAAGGCCGACAAGCUCGCCGUGCUCGGGGAGCUGGAGCGCCAGGAGGAGGUCGAUCUGGCAGUCAAGAUGUUUAGGAUAAUACAAAAGGAGGACUGGUAUAAGCCAGAUGUCUUCAUGUACAAGGACUUGAUUGUUGCUCUAGCCAAGUGUAAGAAGAUGGAUGAAGCAAUGGUAAUCUGGGGGAACAUGAGAGAUGAGAACCUGUUCCCUGAUGCACAGACCUAUGCUGAAGUCAUAAGAGGAUUCCUGAGAUAUGGUUCCCCAUCAGAUGCAAUGAACAUUUAUGAGGAAAUGAAGAAGUCACCUGAUCCUCCUGAAGAAUUACCUUUCAGGGUAUUAUUGAAGGGUCUUUUACCACACCCACUUUUAAGGAACAGAGUGAAGCAAGAUUUUGAAGAGUUGUUCCCAGAAAGGCAUAUCUAUGAUCCCCCAGAAGAAAUAUUUGGCCUGCGCUGAUGUUUAAGAUCUGUUGAAAUUUAUUCAGAUCUGCUGGUUCCUCCACAGAUAUUUGAUUACCUGCAUAUCCAGAAUGCUCUCCAGAAUUUGAUGUUUGGAGUGGAAAUCUGUCAGGUGAAAGAUAUGUUAUGGACGGUCAUGCACUCAUGCUGAAGAGAGGUAAUACAUGUGUAUGGCACAGACAAAUAGAUCAUUCUGUUUGCUAUUGUCUAUGGUUAGAGAAAUUUAUAGACCGUUCUGUUAGCUGUAUUGUCUACGGUUAUAGAAAUUUUGUUGUUCAGGAAGUCUCUUAAGACAACGGGCCUUUUAUUCACAACUGCCACUUUGUUUAUCUGUAAUCCAGAAUAUUUUGAAAAGUAGCAUAAAAAAGCUUUUUCAUUGGGUCCUUGUUUCUUAUCUGAAAGGGAAAUGUGUAUGAUUAGGUUGUUAGAGUAGGACAUUGGCCACAUUCAUGCUAUUCCUUCCCUAACCACUUGAGCAACCUGCUCAUCAUGAGUAUGAGAUUCAUGCUAUCUUCUGUGUGUCAUGUAAGUUGUAAUCU